GUUGGAACACUUCCCCCCCAGCCUUGUUCUCCGGAACAUGUCUGGAAUCCUGGGGAAAAUGCGGAAGUUGGGGAGCUCCGACCAGGAGGAUUCGGAAUCGAUGGAUGACCACUUGGAAGGCGAGGAGUCGGGGGCUUGCACACCCGGCAGCAACAGGUCGACCAAGCACAGCAUCUUCGCCAAGCGGGCGCGGUUUGGGAUUGGGGACGGAGACAAGGACACAGCUCCCAUGGAUUCCUUCUACCAGAUGGACAACAUGGUGUCCAGCCCCAUCCUGAAGUUCAGCCUCAGCUUGGAGCGAGGGAGGUGUGGCAACCACUCUCCAAAACUUCUCCAUCGCGGGGCUCGCCGAGGAGCCUCCAUGGGCGUGCGCCCCGAGAAAUCGUUCAGGAUCUACGACCGAAGGAGGCUCUUUGACGCGGUGGCCCAGGGGGAUCCGAGCGAGCUGGACGACCUGCUCACCUACCUCCUGGAGACCCUGAAAAACCUGACGGAUGAGGAGUUCAAAGAACCAGAUACUGGGAAGACAUGCUUGCUGAAAGCCAUGCUGAACCUCCACAAUGGCCGGAAUGACACCAUCCCUCUCCUGCUGGAGAUUGCAGAGAAGACGGACAACCUGAAGGAGUUUGUGAAUGCCGAGUACACAGACAGCUACUACAAGGGCCAAACCGCGCUGCACAUUGCCAUCGAGAGACGAAACAUGUACCUUGUGGACCUCCUGGUCAGGAACGGCGCCGACGUCCACGCGAAAGCCCAUGGGGAGUUCUUCCAGAAAAUCAGCGGCAGACCCGGGUUUUAUUUUGGUGAGCUGCCUCUCUCUUUGGCUGCCUGCACAAACCAGCUCAACAUCGUGAAGUACCUUCUCGAUAACCCCUACCACCCAGCCAACAUUGCCGCCCAGGAUUCCAUAGGCAACACCGUCCUCCACGCUUUGGUGGAGAUCGCCGACAACACGGAGGACAACACCAAGUUUGUCACCAAGAUGUACAACGACAUCCUCAUCCUGGGAGCCAGGCUCAACCCCACCCUCAAGCUAGAAGACAUCGCCAACCGAAGGGGGCUGACACCGCUGACCCUGGCAGCCAAGACUGGGAAAAUCCAGGUCUUUGCGUACAUCCUCAGACGGGAGAUCAAGGAGCCGGAGUGUCGCCACCUGUCCCGGAAGUUCACGGAAUGGGCUUAUGGGCCUGUUCACUCAUCACUCUACGACCUGUCCAGCAUCGACACCUGCGAGAAGAACUCGGUCCUGGAGAUCAUCGCUUACAGCAGUGAGACGCCGAACCGGCACGAGAUGCUGUUGGUGGAGCCUCUCAACCAGCUCCUGCAGGACAAGUGGGACCGAUUCGUCAAGCACCUCUUCUACUUCAACUUCUUCAUUUACGCUGCCCACAUCGUCAUCCUCACCGUCGCCGCCUAUUACAGGCCAACGAAAAAGCACGGGGAGCCCCCGUUCGCCUUUAAUUACACGACCAACGAGUAUUUCCGAGUCACCGGGGAGAUCCUGAGUGUGUUGGGGGGUGCCUAUUUCUUCUUCAGAGGGAUCAAGUAUUUUAAGCAGAGACAGCCAUCCCUGAAAGCAAUCUUUACGAACAGCUACAGUGAACUUCUCUUCUUCAUCCACUCUGUCCUGAUCCUGGGCUCAGCGAUCCUGUACUUCAGCAAGCAAGAACUCUACGUCAUCCUCAUGGUCUUCGCCUUGGCCCUGGGCUGGACUAACCUGCUGUAUUACACUCGUGGCUUCCAGCAGAUGGGGAUUUACUCAGUCAUGCUGGAGAAGAUGAUGCUGAGAGACCUGUGUCGUUUCAUCGUGGUCUACCUCCUUUUCCAUUUGGGCUUUUCGACAGCUGUCGUGACCCUCAUUGAGGACGACGAUGAGCUGUUGGCACAGAACCAAACUCACAGUACCUGUCAAGCAAAGUGCCGCCCCUCCUACAACAACUUCUACUCUACCUGCCUAGAACUUUUCAAGUUCACGAUUGGGAUGGGAGAUUUGGAGUUCACAGACAGUUACCACUUCAGGUCAGUCUUCAUCAUCCUGCUGGUGACUUACGUCAUAGUCACGUACAUCCUCCUCCUCAACAUGCUCAUCGCCCUGAUGGGAGAAACGGUCAACAAGAUUUCUCAGGAGAGCAAAAGCAUUUGGAAGCUUCAGAGAGCCAUCACCAUCUUGAACAUCGAGAACAGCUAUUGGAACUGCAUUGUCAACUCCUUCCGAUCUGGGAAACAAGUUUUGGUGGGGACUACUCCGGACGGGAAAAACGAUUACCGUUGGUGCUUUAGGGUGGAUGAGGUGAACUGGUCCACAUGGAACACCAAUCUGGGCAUCAUCAACGAAGACCCUGGUGGAUACAGCGAGGAGCUGAAACGGAACCUGAGCUUUUCUUUCAAAUAUGGGAGAGUUUCAGGGAAAAACUGGAAGACUUUGGUCCCGAUCCGGAGAGAUGGAAAACGAGAAGGGUCGCUCAAGCCCAUUUCGGAAGACGGCGCGGAUUCAGAAGAGCAAGGCCCCCGGAAGAAGUCUCUCCCCAAGUUUGUCCACUUUUUUUGGUCUCUCAUCAUCUUCUGCAAGGUUUUUAAUUCUAGAAGCGACGGCCCAUAAAUGGGUGUGUUGUAGCGAGGAAAUUAGAUGGGGGCAAAAGGUGCCUUUUUAAUCGUUAGAAGGAUGCAAGCAAACAGUGGGCCAAAUACCUUUUCUCCAUGGGGCCUGAUUUCGGGACAACAGGUUGCUGGUUGCUGAAUACAAUACCCCUAAACAUUUUUUUAAAAUUUGCAAGCUGAGUCUCCUAAUAUAUUUAGGGUAGAGAUGGAGAAUCUCCACCAGGGUCCAAAUAUGGCCUCCCAGGCCUCUCCAUCUGAACUUUAAAAAUGAGAAACUGGGAGAAACUGAAGAUUUGUGCCCCACCUCCCUGGCAAGGAUCCUUCUCUGCGUGAGACCCUAGAGUCAUAGAACUGUAGAGUUGGGAGGGACCCCAAGGGGUCAUCUAGUCCAACCCCCCGCAGUGCAGGAACCUUGGAGGGCUGCUGCCAGCCAGUGUAGGCAAUACUGAGUUAAGGUGGAUGAAUCUAUCGGUUGUGGUUUAUCUUUGUUUCUCGUUUUUCCCGUCUUGAGUUCAAUUAAGCUCCCUGUGUUCAGGUGGAUGUAAAUGGCACAUUAAAAUUUAUACUUAUUUUGAUCCUGGGUGGGGGCAGAGGGUAUGGGGGGGGGCCCUUAAAAUUAUUCUAACUGUACACUUCUGUUUGUUUCAUUUACAGCCCUGUCUUAUGAUUUGGGGAAGCUGCUGAAUCAGUGGAAGAAUCUCUCCCCAAACCUUCUGUUAUGUUGUGGCAAAAAGUGUGUGUGUGUGUGUGUGUGUGUGUGUGUGUGAGAGAGAGAGAGAGAGAGAGAGAGAGAGAGAGAAAGAGAGAGAGAGAGAGAGAGUUGUUAAACAAGCAUCCAACAAGCCUCUCUUAUUGUGUGCCAUGAGCAUUGGCUUUUGGGGGUAGACUGCCUCUGAAAAUGGAGGCUUGUCUGAUCAAUUAUGUCUAAUCACAGAAUUUUUGCUGGGGAAGAACGUGUUGCAUAUUUAAGUGCUUCCCCCACAUAAGAAGAGCCCUGAUGGAUCAGACCAAAGGCCCAUCUAGUCCAACAACCUGUUUCCUACAGUGCUCACCCAGCUUCCUCUAGGGCAAUCUGCAAGCGGCACAUGAAGGCAUCAGAUCUUGUUCCCCAGCAACAAAUAUUCAGGGGCAGACUGCCUCUGAAGAAGGAGGUUACACAUAACCACCCUGGCCAGUAGCUUAUCCUCCAUGAUGUAAUCCAAUUCAAUACAUUUCAGCAAUGAUAUUAUUAUUAACUUUAU
Messenger RNA from Podarcis raffonei (Aeolian wall lizard), 3839 nucleotides. It is a transcript of the gene TRPV1, whose product is annotated as transient receptor potential cation channel subfamily V member 1. Lineage: Eukaryota; Metazoa; Chordata; Lepidosauria; Squamata; Lacertidae. Gene Ontology annotation, biological process: calcium ion import across plasma membrane. The coding region runs from base 38 to 2599 and encodes 853 amino acids. Gene Ontology annotation, molecular function: calcium channel activity; protein binding. Gene Ontology annotation, cellular component: membrane. The record is from RefSeq and is a predicted model, not a curated record. The transcript is spliced from 16 exons.